AUGGCCCAUUACUGUAAUAGCCGCAACGCUGAAAAUAUGCCGAUAACGGGAACGUACCCCACAUCAUCCACUCAUCUAUUAUUGCCGAUGACACAAGUGGUGGCAGUGGCUGGUGAACCGGUGUAUUUGCCGUGUGACAUCGCUACACAGGAUGAAGAAGAUGCAGUGCUUCUGGUGCUGUGGUAUCGAGAGGAUCUGGGCACGCCUAUAUACAGCGUGGAUGCUAGAGAAAAAGAUUUUGGUGUAGCGGAAAGAUGGUCCGACGAAAGUGUUUUUGCGUCAAGAGCCUACUUCCUACCAGAAAGAAGACCGGCCGAGCUAGGUGUGGAUAAAGUUCGAGCCUCCGAUCAAGGAAUAUAUAGAUGUAGAGUUGAUUUUAAACAGGCACAAACUAGAAAUUCAAGAGUUAAUUUAACUGUUAUUGUACCACCAAACAAAAUGAUAAUAACGGACGACAAAGGCGAUGUGAAAGAGGCCAUCGUUGGACCCUACGUCGAGGGAGACACUUUCACGCUUAAAUGCGAUGUCUCUGGAGGUCGUCCACGACCCUGGGUGAAAUGGUUUAGAAAUGAAGUGGAGACCGACACUCCAGCAACUACACUACAGGGUAACGGCGUUAGGGGUGUGCUAAGAGUGGGCCCUUUGACCCGAGCCGAUGUCAGGGCGACGCUUACAUGUCGUGCCUCGAAUCAUUUGAGAGCACAUCCUAUUGAAACUACACUCACAUUAGACAUGAACUUUCCCCCCUUGAACGUACACAUUCUUGGCUCGAAUCAACCUCUAUCAGCGAGCAGGAGAUAUGAUCUUCUUUGUCAGAGUUCCGGGUCACGUCCGCCCGCUUCAAUCACCUGGUGGAAGAAUGGACACAGGAUAAACAACGCUAAAGAAACGCUAUCUACUGAUGGUAACACCACCACGUCAACAGUGUCAAUACAAUUAACCAAGUCCGACGCGGGCGCCAAACUCGCGUGUCGAGCGUCAAAUCCUCAAAUGGCAUCAUUACCAGCUCUCGAAGAUGACUGGGUUUUAGACAUUCAAUAUGUGCCCGAAACGGUUGUCCGGCUCGGCACUAAUUUAGACCCGACCAAUAUUAGGGAAGGGACCGACGUCUACUUCGAUUGCAUCAUCAAAGCACAUCCCUACGUGUACAAAGUCGAGUGGAGACAUAAUAGUAAAACACUCCACCACAACGUGGGUCAAGGUAUCAUCAUCAGCAAUCAGUCGUUAGUUCUUCAAGGCGUUGGCAGACGAACAGCUGGCAACUAUACUUGUGUUGGUUUCAACGCUGAAGGUGACGGCGAGAGUAAACCGUUUUCAUUGGAUGUUUUAUAUGCACCUACAUGUCGGAGUUCUCAGCAAAGGGUUCACGGUGUGGCGAAACAGGAACGCGCGCAUAUAACUUGCCACGUAGAUGCUAACCCCCCUCAAGUCAGCUUCCGUUGGACGUUCAACAAUACGGCGAACAGUAACGAAGUUAGCGAUACUUAUGUGUCAAGAUCAGGAACUAGUUCCACGGUCACUUACACUCCUCAUACGGAGAUGGACUACGGAACUCUUCUCUGCUGGGCUCACAACCGCAUUGGGAAACAACGGGUUCCCUGCGUUUAUCAUAUCAUUGCUGCCGGUCGGCCAGAUCAAGUGCAUAACUGUACAGUAGUUAAUGCUUCACUGACAUCGUUCGGAGUUCGAUGCUCGGAAGGUUUCAAUGGUGGUAUGCCUCAAUCGUUUCUGCUAGAAGUGAGAGAAAUUGUUACACAAGAAAUAGUUGCCAACGUUUCGAGCGCAGUGCCAAGAUUCACAGCCGUAGGUCUUGUACCAGGCCGUACCUAUGCAGCGGCUGUACUUGCAUAUAAUGCGAAAGGCCGUGGGGACCCAUACCCCUUGAGAGCAAGUACCCUUCGUCCACCAGAGAAACACCAUGUACAUGAUAAGAGUUUGGAUUUACCACGAACGGCCUUUCAAAUGUCCGGAGCUAUGUCAGCGGCUGUGGGAGGUGGUGGCGUUCUUAUGGUGGUUCUGGUAUUAUUUAUGGUGGUGGUGCGUCAGAGAUGUGCUAAAAGGAAACCACGUUCAGCCCCACCACCAUCACAGCCAGCGUCACCAGAUAAACUACGUGAAAAAGAUGACAGCGAAAGUGACGAUAGAAACCCGGAUAUUAUACCUUCCGACACAGAUCAUAGUUUACAGGUAGAAUAUUUUCGUCAGCAGCAAGUAUCCACUAUCUCACCUCCGUCACGGGCGCGCGGUUCCAUUGCCGGCGUUCGAGCAUUGCCCGGGUACUGCGCCCUUAGAACCGUAAGGGAUACGCCUAACCCAACGCCGGGUAUACCGCCGCCCGCGGGUUUUGCGAGCGGGUCGUGCACGUUGCCGCGUAACGCGGGAUCCGACCGUUGUAUACCCAUGCAGCACUUGCGCACCCUGCCGCGUGCGCACCCACACCCGCACCCACAAACGCACCCGCACCCGCACCCACAGUCGCACCCACCGCGCGACACACCGCUCUGA
Danaus chrysippus (African queen) is the source of this 2505-nucleotide messenger RNA. The record is from the annotation of a GenBank genome assembly. NCBI's taxonomy places the organism in Eukaryota, Metazoa, Arthropoda, Insecta, Lepidoptera, Nymphalidae.